CACACAAGCUUGUAUAAAUAUAUGAACUAACAUGAUGUCCUUAGCUCGGUCCAUAUACUGCUACGAAUGUGACAGUUGGACGGAUAUUCGCUGCAAGGAUCCUUUCAACUACACAGCCCUGCCACGUGAUCAACCACCACUGAUGACAUGCAAUGGCUGUUGUGUGAAAAUGGUCCGAAAUGCAAGAUCACGUGAGUACAUUGUUUACUUUUACUUCUCAAUCCCACAUGCAAUGACUAUUCCAUUAUAUAAUAUGAGAGUGUACGUCGUACUUGUACAUCACAACUACAGAUCAACUUAUUCAUGGUGGAUCACGUCUGCAUGAUGGAAAGUAGCGGCACGGGUCACAUGUGCUUCUGUGAAGAGGAUAUGUGGGUAUGGUGGGGGGCAGAUACAUGAUAAUGAAAACCAGGCUGCUAUUUAG
This is a messenger RNA of Zootermopsis nevadensis, 424 nucleotides long. NCBI's taxonomy places the organism in Eukaryota, Metazoa, Arthropoda, Insecta, Blattodea, Termopsidae. The record is from RefSeq and is a predicted model, not a curated record.